GUCUUCUUCUAAAGUUCUGCUGCCAGCUAAGGAUAUGGAAUUGGAAAAAUCAAAAAUAUUUGGACAAAUGCAAGGUCAAAAAAUACUGGAAAAGUUGGGUCAUGGAAUAGAGAAAAAUAAAUCGGCCAUGCUGCAGAAUUCAGAUCGAGUCAGCACCAAGUUUCAGACCACAGAUCAUGUUCUAAUUCAUGGAGGUCCACGACCCAGACCCAGUAUCACAAUCCACGGCUCAAGAUUUAACCCUGAUAUUAUUACGGUACGCGUUUGAACAGUAUGGUUUUGCUGCACCAACAAUUGUCCAGGCUUACAGUUGGCCAAUAGUGCGUAAAGGCCGCCAUCUCGUUAUGAUUUCACCAUCGGGUACGGGCAAAACUCUGGCUUACCUCUACCCAUUACUGGACUACCUAUCUGUGCCCGAGCGAUACAGAGAAAUUCGGAAAAAUGGAAUGGGGGCAUUUGUUAUCAUUUUGACCUUGACGUGGGAAAAUGCUGAGAAAGUCCACUACGAGAUCACCAAGCAUGAAGAGUGCAACAAGGGCCUCACCACACUACUGGUUCACGGGGGAGGAAUGGAGGAGAAGAAACUGUGUGAGCUAAUCAAUGGCUGUGACAUCCUGAUUUCCACACCCCCUUGCCUAAAGAGGAUCAUUAUGAAGAAAUGCACAAACCUGCGCAGGCUCUGUCACCUGGUCCUCGAUGACGCUGACCAGCUCCUGGAAAGGUUCCGUAAAGAAAUCUCCUUCCUCAUCGAGGACUAUAACAUGGUGAUCAGCUCUGAAAUGGAGCAGUACUCAUGUCCCAGGCAGAUACUGGCUUUCAGUUCGCACUGGAAUCACAGUAUUGAGGAAUUCAUGAAGAACGCCCUCAACGAGCCAGUACUUGUGAUUACAUCACACUCUGAGGCAGCCAUUUAUGGAAAAGUCAAACAUGUACCACAUAUGUGCCGCCAUGACAACCGACUUCAGACUGUUGUCAACAUCGUAGAGAACCUUCCUGGUGCCAACAACAGCAGCAACAGCUCUAAACAUGUUAAAGAAAAGACCAUUAUAUUUUCCUCGAGCAAAUCUGACCUUUUUCUAGUAUUCCAUGCAUUGAAGAGCCUGUCUCACUACUGCAUGAUGGUUCAUCCGGACAUGGACCUGGAUCAAGCCCUGCAGGUGGCACAGCAGACCAACCUGCCACUGUUAGUUUGCACAGACAAGUAUGUGUCCGAGAUGCGUAUCUCAGAUGCGACCUGUGUCAUCCAUUUCGACAUCCCAAACUCCAAGACUGAGUUCAGCAACAGACUGGGCUGCAUGCGAGAUUACUUCCAAGACUUCUCACGGCCUAAAAAGCACCCAGUGCAGACUGUGUCCCACCUGAUCAUAACAGAAGAAUGCCGGAACCAAGCACGAAAUCUCAACGAACUCCUGGUGAGGUCCAACAGUCCUCAAUCCAUGGAGCUUCAGGACUUCAUGGCGGGUAUCAUACAGGCACGAGAAGAGAAUGAGGGUCGAGAUCUCUGCAACCAGGUGCUUGCAUAUGGCACAUGCAGGGACAAGUGGAGGUGCAAAUUUCGCCAUAUUGUUGUACCAGAGGUGGACAUAGAACCAAACUCUGAUUGGAUACCUAAUGAAGGAGAGGUCAAGGUUCUGGUGACACACAUUAUUGACGCUAGCCACUACUAUGCACGCAUCCUGGGAGUGCGGCGUAGGGAGGGUGGCCAGCUGGAGGACAUGUCUGCCAGGUUCUCAGAUCUUCAACUCAGCCUUGGCCAGUGGUUUAGCAAACUCACCAAUCAGAAACGACACACAACUCCGUUUAUUGGAGAAGUGUGUGGCUACCAGGAAAACAACAUAUUUUUCCGGGUGCAGAUUCUGGACCUGAUGGACAUGAACUGUCACGAGAAAGGUGCUGCUACUAUGGAGGCAAAGGUUAGGUUUGUGGAUAUUGGUCGUGAGGCUGUUGUAGAAGCUUUCAAGCUGUAUGAAUUGCCAGAGCAUCUCAAGUCAGUUCCCCACCAGGCAGUGGAGGUUUUUGUUGGGAGAGUGAAGCCAGUUGAUAAGGAUAUCAAAUGGACACACACUGCUAGCAAAUUUGCCCAUGAGGAGUUGCACAGGAAGGAGCUGGAGGGAAAGAUUGUGCUGUGUGUCGGGUACCGGCUGUGGCUGGACCCCCUCGUGCUGCGAUUUAGACUCACCGAGACCCGCGUGUUUGUCAACAAAUUUGCAGUGCAUACCGCGCUCAUCAAGAAAGGACUUGCAGAUGAAAACAGAAAUCAUCUUGAGCGUUUAUUCAGACUGGUUGAGGGAAAGGUGCACAUUCCAAAGGCCCUUAUGGUGAAGACAAAGAUGAGUCAGCAGCUGUAUACCGACGUAUUGCCGGCCUGCAAGCCUACCCACCAGGUGAUCAUAUCAGCUGUACGCAGCCCCGAGCUGUUCUUUGUGCAGAGGCUGGAGAAAAUGGACGAUCUGGAGACACUGAUGACAGAGAUAGGGGACUAUGUGGAAUAUCAGGCAGAACAUGACAGUCUACAGGAGGUGACAGUGGGCAAAAUAUACCUUGCCCAGUAUACAGAGUUUGAUCAGAGGUGGUAUAGAGGCAGGGUUGUGAACGUUGAGAAUGCCUGUGUGGAAAUUUUCUUUGCUGACUAUGGAGACAGCGACACAGUCCCUCUUGACAAGAUACGUGCAAUGCCUGUCGACAAGUUCUAUGAGCUCCCAUUGCAAGCCAUUGAGUGCAAGCUUGCAAAUGUUGAGCCAAAUGGGCCUGACCCAUGGCACGAUAAGGUUGGCAAUGCAAUAUGGGAAAUGUCGCACUUUGUCAAUGAAAGAGACAGUCGCCCAUUGACAGCAAGAGUCAUUGACAGUCAGAACAGUGUAGCGGCUUAUAUGGGGGACAAGAAAUUUGCUCUCGACAUUACCUGUGGUCAAAGUAAUAUUGGCGAGGAGCUUGUGUGGAGGCAGCUUGCCAAGCCAGCACUGAACUCCACAGCAUUCCAACCAUUGCUGAGCAAGCCGUCACUUGUAUACCGGAUGUACAAGUCAAUGCUGCACAAGAUACCUGACCUCUGUUCUGCCCUCUACUGGGAGCAGCAUAUUGUCACUGACAGUAAUCUUAAGGAGCCCAGCAAGGCAAUGAAGAUAGCCGAUGAGAUAUUGGGCAUCCUUGGCAAACACCUACCAAGUCUUGCAACAAGCCAGGAACCAACUGCUGUAGAGGGAGCCAGAUUCCUAACGAAGCUCGUGGGACGAUUGGGCUGGGCCAAUGUACACAGCGUUAUACUGGACUGUGUGCUCUACUGUGUCAGGGCAGCGGACAGUUUGUGCACAGUCCUUCUGGAGGAAGGUUUGGUCAAGCUCACUGUCAGCUGCCUGGAAAUGAACUCAGAGCAGGUGUUCCAACAUCAGGCUGCAGAUUUUAUAGCAAAGGCUUGCAGCAUCUCCUCAAGACUGCGGAGCUGCUAUGUGGACAUGCACAUGGAUGUCCUGUAUGAGCUUCUCGACUCCACCUCAUGUGAACAUGUUCAGGGUGGGGUGUGUCGUGCAUUUACAAGCCUCUGCUCGGGGCCGGAUGAUCGUGCAUUUGUUUUCCUUAUGUCUCCUGGUCGUGGCACCAUUCAGAGGAUUGUGGGUAUUCUGUCGCGCUCUACUGACCACCUGGUAGCAGAGAGCGUGCUGAGUUUGAUCUCUACAUUGACAGAGAUAGAAAGCAAUGAGGAUCAGAGGAGGAAUCAUGAUGAUCUGAAGAAGGAAUCUUUAAUAGAAGCUAUUGUGAAGAAUCUACGCAUGACAGACUGUGACAAGUGUAUCCAGUACUCAGUGCAACUCUGUGACCACUUUGCAUCAAAACAUCGCAAACGAAAGAGGUUCCUGAUGGAACAAGAGAUGGUGCCCAUACUGAACGGACUUUUAGAUUUACAGCUGCAGUCGUCUACUCGACAGCUGUGUCGAGACCUCAAGACUUCCCUUGAAGUGCGUGUCCCCUCUGAGCCAAUGAGAGCUUUCAACAGACCCGAUACCCAGCCAAAACAGGCAGCAACAAACAAUGUGAUUACACCAGAAGUCAGAUGGUCCCAGAAUUCCUUUGUAGUUAGACUGGUUAUCAAAGUGAGUGAUGCUGAUGAUGGAUCCAGCGAUGUUGUUCAGUUCUCAGAUGACACAGUCACGCUCAGGGUAGCAACCAACACUGGAAACUUUGGGUUUUCAUACAAGCUGUAUGACAAGAUUUGCAUUUCGAAGUGCAAGGUGGCCGUGCGCUCACAGGAUCUACUGGUUUCCAUGACAAAAGAGAAAAAGGGCAUGUGGAGUCGACUAAUACAUGAUAAGGUUAAGAUGCCCAACGUGCUCCUGGACUGCGACAAUAUCGUUGACAGUUCUGACUCAGAGGAAUGCAAUGAGGAUGAACCUUUCAAGCUAACAAAGGGCAAGAAACAGAAGAGUUUUUCAUGUGGUCUGGCAAGGAAGACAUUGUCUAUACCAGACCCCCAGGACUCUGAGACGGACACAACUGACAGCCUAGAGAUACUGGAAGAUCACGACAGGACGGAAUAUGACUUUGAUGACAUCGCAUAUCAAAACUUGUAGAUUAUAUAUGUAGGGCUCAAAACAUAUCAAUAGGGCCUUAUUUAGUUUUUUUCCAGAAAGUAAAUACUAACUAAAACAUGUAUAUAACUGUUCAAGUGUUUCCUUUUUUCACUCAGGGAUAGUUUAUAAACUCACUAGUUAAUUAUGAGACCUAGAGUGCUACAUGUAAUAAGUCCAAUAUUGCUUAGCACUGCUUGAUAAAUGAUGCAGGAUUUGGACAUAAAGGUUUUUAUGUCCCCCACUAUAGUAGUGGGGGACAUAUUGUUUUUGCCCUGUCUGUCUGUCUGUUGGUCUGUCUGUUGGUCUGUUGGUCUGUUUGCGCCAGGACAUAUUGUUUUUGCCCCCUCUGUUGGUUUGUUUGUUGGUUUGCGUCAAACUUUAACAUUUUGAUAUAACUUUUGCAAUAUUGAAGAUAGCAACUUCAUAUUUGGCAUGCAUAUGUGUAUCUCAUGGAGCUGCACAUGUUGAGUGGUGAAAGGUCAAGGCCAUCCUUCAAGGUCAAAUAUAUGGGUCAAAACCGCUCAUUUAAUGUACACUUUUGCAGUAUUGAAAAUAGCAACAUGAUAUUUGGCAUGAAUGUUUAUCUCAUUGAGCUGCACAUUUUGAGUGGUGAAAGGUCAAGGUCUUCCUUCAAGGUCAAAGGUCAAAUAUAUAAGGGGACAUAGUGUUUCACAAACACAUCUUGUUUUAAAUAUAAAUGUUAGCAGCCAAUUAUUUUAACGCAGUUAUCUAUAAUUAUUAACCAUGUGUUCCUCCAAGCAUGGCCAGUUUGGAUCCGUAGGAAAUAAAUUUAACAAAUUUUGUAGAUAACCACUAUUUCAUGUUACAUAUUAAUAUCAUAGCUACAGACUUAGAGGUUCAAGUGAUGAUUUUGAAAAUAAGGAAGUUUUGACCAAUUGGCAAAAUUUGAACUAACUUUUUUGAGGACCACUAGAUGAUAUUAUAUACCAAAUAAGAAAAAUAUUUUUUGAAAUUUAGCUUUUGGCUGGUUUUUCUAAGCCUUUGGGUUUUCCCUUUGGUUUAAGACAAUAAGAUUUUUUCAUGGAAUGUUGAACCUCAGGGCAAUGACUGUUUUAAUCACAUGGGCACAAGGCAAACAUACUUUAUUUAGGAUCUAUGUGGACGAUUCUUUAUUUCAAAUAUUAAAGUAUUGGGCUCUGCAUUUAACGAGAAAAAGGUUUUGAAAGGCCUUCCAUAUAUCAUUCUAUGCAAAUCUUGCGAGCAACAUUCUUGGAAGGCUAAGCCAGUUUUUAUGUCCCCCACUAUAGUAGUGGGGGACAUAUUGUUUUUGCCCUGUCUGUUGGUUGGUUGGUUGGUUUGCGCCAACUUUAACAUUUUGCAAUAACUUUUGCUAUAUUGAAGAAAGCAACUUUAUAUUUGGCAUGCAUGUGUAUCUCAUGAAGCUGCACAUUUUGAGUGGUGAAAGGUCAAGGUCAUCCUUCAAGGUCAGAGGUCAAAUAUAUGUGGCCAAAAUCGCUCAUUUUAUGAAUACUUUUGCAAUAUUGAAGAUAGCAACUUGAUAUUUGGCAUGCAUGUGUAUCUCAUGGAGCUGCACAUUUUGAGUGGUGAAAGGUCAAGGUCAUCCUUCAAGGUCAGAGGUCAAAUAUAUGUGGCCCAAAUCGCUUAUUUUAUGAAUACUUUUGCAAUAUUGAAGAUAGCAACUUGAUAUUUGGCAUGCAUGUGUAUCUCAUGGAGCUGCACAUUUUUAGUGGUGAAAGGUCAAGGUCAUCCUUCAAGGUCAGAGGUCAAAUAUAUGUGGCCCAAAUCGCUUAUUUUAUGAAUACUUUUGCAAUAUUGAAGAUAGCAACUUGAUAUUUGGCAUGCAUGUGUAUCUCAUGGAGCUGCACAUUUUGAGUGGUGAAAGGUCAAGGUCAUCCUUCAAGGUCAAAUAUAUGGGUCAAAAUUGCGCAUGUAAUCUCAGUUCUGCAAUAUUAAAGCUAGCAAUUUUAUAUUUGAAAUGUGUGUGUAUCUCAAGGAGCUGCACAUUUUGAGUGGUGAAGGGUCAAGGUCAAGGUCAUCCUACAAGGUCAAACAUCAUAUAAGGGGACAUUGUGUUUCACAAACACAUCUUGUUCUCUAGGGGCAUAGUUUGAUAGUUUUGUUGCAAUCUUAAGCGGAUACAACAGUACCACACUUUACUCUCUAAUCAGUAGUGUGUAUAUUAUGAGGUCCCUCCGUGCCAUAAAGCAGCAUAAUGUGUUGACCCGGAAUGUGUGCCAGCACUUCUUCUUAAUGAACUUACUUGACUCGCCCAAGAAGGGACAAAUUUUGAAUUAUACCAUAAUUACUCUUAGUUUUCGACCACCCUGUUUUUCAGCAAAAAUAAUUUUUAUGCCCCCCGUAGGGUGGCAUAUAGAUUUGAACUGUCAGUCUGUGCGUCUGUAUGAAAAAUUUAACAGUGGCCAAAACUUUUGCAAGAUAGCAACUUAAUAUUUGGCAUGCAUGUGUAUCUCAUGGAGCUGCACAUUUUGAGUAGUGAGAGGUCAAGGUCAUCCUUCAAGGUCAAAAAACAUAAUACAAGGGAAGUAACAAGCUUUAAGGGGAGAAAAUUUCUAUUUUAUAUCAUUUGGCAGGUACAGAUCAUUUUCACAAAGGAAGUAACUUUUUUUUAUGGGAUAUAAUCCACACACAAAAAUAAUUCAAAGCGGCGCAGUAGGGGGCAUUGUGUUUCUGAAAAACACAUCUCUUGUGAUAUAUGUUUUUUUUAUUUUGUGCAUAUUGUCCAUGUGUUUAUUCUAAAAUAACUUGAGAGAAAUAAACAGACAGACAAUUAAUUGGAAAAUACAACCAGAACAUAGCUAUAAACAUUUGACCAUCUUUUAUUUAGAAUUGUCUCCAUCAGAACUUCGUGAUCUUGUAAAUAAACUUUCUGCAUGGACUUGAUCAGUUGAGUGUGUAUUGGAAUUCUAUUGUGUAAAUACAUGUAUCAUUAUUAAGUCUUUUUUCUGGAUCAAGAAGAUUCAACCAAAUUAGAAUAUUCCCAUCCAGCAGGAACUGGAUGCAGUGAAGCAUGUUGAAGUGAAAAGAUAUUGAAUAUAUGAUUUUGCAAACAGGACUUUUACCUGGUAGGAUUUUUUCAAUCAGCACUUCCACUUGGUUUUUAUGUGACAGUGUUGUCGUUGAUGCUGAUCAUGCUGAUGAGAGCAUUGAUCAAGGGUGGUUGUCAGACUAUCAUGGUAGAUAUAUGCAUUGCUAUCCCUGGAAAAUAUGCGGCAUCAAUAGCCUUAAUUCCAUAUUAAUACCACUACAGAUUAACUGUGCUCUAGGUCGAAAAGAAAGUUCAUGGGGACAAAGGUCAAGACAGAUAGAUGACCCUUAGUGAUUUUAAGGACUCUGGGAAAAGAGUCGAGACGUCCUUAACAGUUGUGGAUUUUUUAUUUGUGAAAUGUGGAAUAUGCCUAUGAAAGAUUUUAUUUCCUCAAGAUUCGGAGUUGUAUAAGUUGAAAACAGAGACAUGGAUAAAUUGCAUGUGUGUCGGUGUUUAUUUGGUAUGCCAGACCACAACAAACUGAAGGCUGAGCUACAGGCCCAGUUGAAACAGACAAACACCGUCUUAUAAAAUAAAUGGAAUUAUGGCGACGAUUUACAUCAAGUCAUGGAAGGUCGUUAUCAGUUGAGUGAAGUACCGGCGACCAAAUAUGUGCUGGAAUUUUACCGAAAAGGAUAUCGCAAGACGAAGUUCAGGUCUCAGCUGGAUAUUGAGCCGAAAUCAAGAAUUGCUUUGAACUUUGACAAUGACUUUAUGUGCCGAUUAAAGUUACUAAUUAAUUGCAGAAUACAAGUGAUUACAUCACCGUCUGCAUCAGAAGAAAAAGCCGAGUCUAUGGACCUUCAACAUGAAAAUGAAACGACACCAGAAGCCCUUGUCGUUCUUCAAACAAAAAUUGACGAGGUACUCUGUUCCACAAACAUGUCCUGGUAACAAUUGGACAUGUGACUGGCAAUGUGAAGCUGACAGAAUGCAUUGUAGUAGGAGAGAAGAAUAUCACUGAGCUCAAGUGACAGGCACUGAUGCUUUUGGCAGGAUUUGUGGAAAGCCGAUUUUUUUAAAUGUUAAUUAGUUUCAUAUAAAUUGCUUUCUUAUGCCCCAUGAUCAAAUGAUCGGGGGUAUAUGGUGUUUGGCCUGUCUGUCUGUCUGUGUGUCAUUGUAUGUGUGUGUCUGUCCCAAAACUUUAACCUUGCUCAUAAAAUGACAACUCUUUGGUCUAUAUUCUUUAAACUUCACAUGUGCAUGCAUCUAAUUGAGAUCUGCAAUCAAACAUGGUUUGAGGUCACUAGGUCAAAGGUCAAGGUCACUGUGAACUUUAUUUCUCUAAAAUAGUUGCUGUGGGAUUUCAAAGCACAGUAGGGGGCAUUGUGUUUCACAAACACAGCUCUUGUAAAAACAUGUUUCUUGUUUUUAAAUAUAUCUAAUAUGGAUUUGAGGUCAUAAGAAGCAUUUCAUUAAAAAAAUAAUGUUAUUCAUUGAAUUUAUCUCAUGAGCCAUGAUUUAAUCCUAGCAUGCUACUAAUCAAUACAGAUAAACAUUUAGGUUUAUACACCUCAUUUGUAUAUAUGUUGUGGAUUCAGUUAUAUUUGUUUUAUGUUCCUCUUUGCCUUUUUGGUUUAAAUUUGUCCUCUGAACAAUAUUCAGAUGAGAGCACAAUGGGGUUGCUUUGGUUGCUAUGAGAAUGGUCAAACAAGUUGUCUUAUCAUUACUAGCUCAGUAAUGACCUCAAAACGACAAAACAAAAUUCCAUGUCCAUCAGUUACUUUUCUUUGUUAAGGAAAGGUUGUAGUGUGAGUUUUGGCUAGUGGCAAAAACUGGUUUUAACCAAAUGCUUUGCAUUGACUGUUUCAAUGUGGGUAUCCCAUUUUUGUUUAUUUUAUGUUCAUAGUUACUGUUCUGUAUACAAGAAGUUAGUAAGAGUGCAACAUUUUCUUUAUACAGUUUCCGGAGUUUCAUUGUUUGCCCUUUUGAAUUUUUUUAAAUACAAAGUGGCAUAUAACGGUUAGACUGUCCGUCAGUCUGUCCGUCCAUCCGAAAACUUUAACCUUGCCCAUAACUUUUGCAAUAUUGAAGAUAGCAACUUGAUAUUUGGCAUGCAUGUUUAUCUCAUGGAGCUGCAUAUUUUGAGUGGAGAAAGGUCAAGGUCGUCCUACAAGGUCAAAAGUCAAAUAUAGGCUUCGAAGCGGCCCAGUAGGGGGGGGGGCAUUGUGUUUCUGACAAACGAAUCUCUUGUUGUAUAAUUGUAUUAACCACUGUAUACAGUACCUGUUGCGUUUAUUAAUUGACAUAAAGAUAUAUGUGUAUCUAUAAUUAUGGUUUAAUAAAAUGUUCCUGCACA
Dreissena polymorpha is the source of this 9892-nucleotide messenger RNA. Its product is annotated as putative ATP-dependent RNA helicase TDRD12. Gene Ontology annotation, biological process: germ-line stem cell division; transposable element silencing. The transcript has 42 exons. NCBI's taxonomy places the organism in Eukaryota, Metazoa, Mollusca, Bivalvia, Myida, Dreissenidae. Gene Ontology annotation, molecular function: ATP binding; nucleic acid binding. The record is from RefSeq and is a predicted model, not a curated record. Bases 189 to 4565 code for a protein of 1458 amino acids.